This is a messenger RNA of Esox lucius (northern pike), 2135 nucleotides long. RefSeq names its product dopamine receptor D4b (gene drd4b). The record is from RefSeq and is a predicted model, not a curated record. Gene Ontology annotation, biological process: adenylate cyclase-inhibiting dopamine receptor signaling pathway; adenylate cyclase-activating adrenergic receptor signaling pathway. Lineage: Eukaryota; Metazoa; Chordata; Actinopteri; Esociformes; Esocidae. Gene Ontology annotation, molecular function: dopamine neurotransmitter receptor activity, coupled via Gi/Go; G protein-coupled receptor activity. The transcript is spliced from 4 exons. Bases 816 to 2012 code for a protein of 398 amino acids. Gene Ontology annotation, cellular component: plasma membrane.
GUCUCCGACCGCGAGGCAUUCCAUUUAACAAUGGCACGAUUCACUGGGCACAGGCUGAACACAUUAGAGGCGCUCUCUGACCAGGGGAAUACAUGUAACUUAGAAAAUUAUUCUUCUAACUGCUUUACAACGUUGACAACCGGCGCAAACUCGGUUCCAAUUUAAUGAUUGUCAAUUUAAUUAAAGCAGAAAGCAAGUUUCGGAUAGCCUACAUUUCAGAAGUUUAGAGUCGUUUUGCCUGUUCCUCAUCUGGGCACGCAACUGCCAGCAAAAGUCAACCGCGAAUUGUAAGCAGCUUUGAACCUUUGGAUUUAAAACUGAGUCGCUAAUUUGUCAGUUCAGCUCGUUUAUACCUACCCAACGUCAAGCCUACGGAAACGGAGCAACCCGCCCCCAUUACGCACGCAGUCACAAGGUGAUCCACACCACCAGCGUCUAGGGAAAUUUGUUUUUUCUCGCAACUAUGAAUUGAUAUGGUUACUUGUGCGUAUUUGAUGGAGAUACUGUCCGGAUUGUUUAGAAAUCUGAGUAUUUUGGGGUGAAAUAGGGACGCACUUUCAGGCGCUUUUUCAAUACCUGGCACUGUCCAGUGCUCUGGUGCUGAUCUCAUCCGAAGCGCCAGUCCUGUCUGUGUCCCUAGGAGAGGAAACUUUCCGAUGUCAGCAAAGGACAGACAUCGACCGACCACGCGUGCUGCAAGAUAACUGGAAAUAAAUCUUAGAUGAAAACCGGUUCUAUUAACGCCGUUCUCUCACGGACACGGCGUCGCCGAGGGAAUUUGUCAGUCUCCGGUCUGGGCGAGCCAAGGGGCGACAAUGUCGGACAACUUUACCGAAAUCGAAUUCGACAACACGACGCCCAAGGCUGCUACCUUGCCACCAGACUACAACUUUAUAGCUCUCAUAUUCGGGAUAUUGCUAAUUAUUGUGAUUAUUUGUGGAAAUGUGCUUGUGUGCCUUAGUGUUUACAUGGAAAAGGCUUUGAAAACAACAACGAACUACUUCAUCGUGAGUUUGGCUGUUGCGGACCUACUCUUGGCAGUGCUGGUGCUGCCACUGUUCGUGUACGCCGAGUUCCAGGGUGGCGUGUGGUCGCUGGACAUGAUGGUGUGUGACGGCCUCAUGACCAUGGACGUUAUGCUGUGCACCGCUUCCAUCUUCAACCUCUGUGCCAUCAGCGUUGACAGGUUCAUUGCCGUUUCCAUCCCCCUGAACUACAACAGGAAGCACGUCGACCAGCGUCAGAUCAUUCUGCUGUCCGGCACCUGGCUCAUUGCUCUCGCUGUGGCCUCGCCCGUCAUGUUCGGCAUCAACGACAUCCAGAAGCGCAACCCCGCCGAGUGCAAACUGGAAGACGACAACUACGUGGUCUACUCCUCCGUCUGCUCCUUCUUCAUCCCGUGCCCCAUCAUGCUCCUCCUAUACUUCGGCAUGUUCCGGGGCCUGAAGAGGUGGGAGGAGGCGCGCAAGGCCAAGCUGAAGAGCAGCAUACAGGAGUGCCGGAAGCUCCAGCAGGCGGCGGCGGCCGCGGCUGCCAUACCGUCAACCCCCGGGGUCAUCCCUGGUCCACUGCCGAUGCCCCUGCCGAGGAUCAUCGAGAGGGACCUGGCUCAGGCCCGCCUGGGGCUUGAGGACAACGACGACUUCCUGCAUCCGGAGUGUCCGCCGUUCCCCCCUGAGUACCGGGAGAGGAUCAGCUCCGUUCCCUCCAUCGCCUACCAGCAGCAGCCACUGCAGAAGAGGAAGAGGGCCAAGAUCAACGGGAGGGAGAGGAAGGCCAUGAGGGUGCUCCCUGUUGUGGUGGGUUGUUUCCUGUUCUGCUGGACCCCGUUCUUCGUGGUCCACAUCACACGGGCAAUGUGUUCCACCUGCUACAUCCCCCCGGGCUUGAUGAGCACCGUCACCUGGCUGGGCUACGUCAACAGCGCCCUCAACCCCAUCAUCUACACUGUCUUCAACACAGAGUUCCGGAAGUUCUUCAAGAAGUCCCUCCACUCGUUCAGCUGCUGCUGACGUCGGCCCCGGCCAGGGUGAACAACGGGAGAGCUGUGGCUCUACACUAUGGUGGAGAUCCUCACCUUCACUGUGCCAGUUCUGAUCCACUCGGUCUCCACAGCCAUUGUAGCGCCAGGCUGU